AUGUCUGCACUCUCGACGCCGGGCGGCGGAGGAACUACGGCGCAGAGCAAGCCGACGUCCGGCAAGCAAAAAUAUCAAAAGUUGGACAUCAAUAGUUUAUACUGCGCCAACAGAAACGAAAAUUCUGAACCGUCCUCAGUUAAAUCUCAUCUUAGCCGUAAACAUGGAAUGCAAAGUCUUGGAAAAGUUCCUUCUGCUCGGCGCCCACCCGUCAAUUUGCCUUCUUUAAAAACAGAAACAGGCCAAGAUUCAAACGUCAACUCUGUUUCUGCUAGCACUACAACUGUAUCUACACCAGCAACAUGUACUUCCCAAACUACAGCUACUACAACGAACAGUGGUGUGGUUGCGGGCACCGCCCCAGGAGGUUGGGUGCCACUACCACCACCUACAUCGCCACACUUUCGCACAGAGUUCCCCUCGUUGGAGGCUGCCGCUCAACCGUCACACCGUUCUUCAGAUCAUUCAGCCUCCCAACCACAACUCCGACCACAAACGGAAGGCAGUUGGACGUCCGGUGGAUCGGCUGGCGUUCGCCAAGAAACUACAUCAUCACCCGCCGCCGCGCCCGCCUCAACGCCCGCCUCACAGCAAAUACCCGCUUUCCGUGCAAUUCUGCCAUCCUUCCUGAUGAAAGGUAGCAGUGGCAGUGGGCUCGGGUUGGGCACAUUAGGAGCACUUCGUGACAAUCGAAGCAGUGGCAGUGGCAGCAAUGCAAGUAGUGGAAACUUAGCUGGCUCACGGCCAAUGUCACGCCCCUCCGCUACACCCCGAGCUGUAGAGGUUCUUACUGCACGCCCCAUUCUACGAGAGGAACAAAUAUCCUCACUUGAUGACAUUUCGCGUGAUGCAGGAUGGGCGCAGCAUGACGAUAUUGAUUAUGAUCAAAAACUGGACUUCUCUGAUGGAGAAUCAUCAGCACCCACAAGUAAAUCCAGUAAUAAAAAUAGUAGUAGCCGGGCAAGUGUAGAUAAUGAACGCCUGGAUUCGAAGAUUCAAGAACCUGGUGAUGAAGAGCAACUAUGGGCAGAAAGGCGACAAAAGCAAAACAACGAAGUCGCUCAAGCAGUUGCGCGAGCUCGACAGCGUAAAGAAGAGGAGCAACGACGUCAGAUGCGCGAUAAUUCAGCACCAACGCAACCAACUAAAGACAAUCGUGAUAAGGCAGAGCGACAUGACAAAGAUCGCAAUGAGAAUAGAGACAGGGAUUCAACUUCUAGGGAAAAAGAUAGGUUGGAAAAUAGAGACAGAGAACGGGCGGAUAACAGGGAUAAGGAGCGAAAGGAUCUCCGUGAUAGAGACACAAGGGAAAAGGACCGCGGAGAUGUACGAGACCGCGAGCGUGUAGAUAAUAGGGAUCGCGAUCGUAAUGAUAAUAGGGAUCGAUUUGAAAAUAGAGAUAGAGAACGCGACUCUGAUAGAGAAAGGCAUGAAAAUAGAGACAGAAAUAGAAAUGAAAACAGAGAGCGUCCGGAAAGCGAUAAAGAGAGAUUGGAUGCACGAGAAAGGGACCGUAAUGACAAUAGGGACCGUUUGGAUCGUGACCGAUUUGAUAGGGAUAGGGACCGUGGAGAUAGAGAACGUGAUCGCGAGCGCGACCGCGACCGCGAUCGCGAUCGUGAACGUGAACGUGAACGCGAUCGUGAUCGCGAUCGUGAACGUGAUCGAGAUCGCAUCGACAGAGAAAGACUUGAUCGCGAUCGUGACUUUAGAGACAGAGAUUAUGGGCGCGACCGUGAUCAAACAAAUAACGCUUUUUCAAAAACCUUCCAAGCUAAUAUACCACCACGUUUCUUAAAACAACAACAAAAUCGACAACAGGAAGAACAAAAUAAAGGUUGGGCAUUUUCUGGCAAAACGGCUCCUAGACGCCAAGAUCCCCCUUCAUAUAAUGCCCCACGCCAUGCGUCUAACAAUGGUCGUCGUUCAUAUUCAAGGGAUUAUUCAGAUCGUGAAGAUGAAGUUCGUAGAGACAAAGAAGGCGCUGGACCGCAGUGGCGCUCAGAAAUGCAGGAUUAUGAUAAAUCUGGGCGAGAAGUAGACAAAUCAAAUUCUAAAGACUAUAAAGAAUUUGGUAAUGAUUACAAAGACAGAAGAAAUGAUCCUGAAAGAAAACCAUUGGAUAGCAAUAUUGAACAAAGCAGUAGAACUGCUGCUGAUAAAUUAACGGAGGUAUUUGAAAGGAAAAGUAUAGGUCUGGCUGAACCGUUUACUUCUUCCGAUACAUCUAUUCAGAUACCAGCUGUAGAAACACGUUCAUCACAGUCUAUAAAUGUAUCUCAGCGGGAAUCGUCUGAAAAAGAUUAUAGUAAAACAUCGUGGGCAGAAGUGACACAAGAGGAACAAACACAUUAUUUACCCGUUAAGUCUGCAGAAGUUGAUGGAUCAUCUAAAGAACAGGAACACACUUCAAAAGAACUAUCUAUUUCUAAUUCUGAGAAAACAGAUUCUAAUACUUCUUCACAACAAACUCUUUCUGGGCAAACACAACAACAAAACUCAAUUUUAUUAAAUAAUUCAUCUAACCCUGUUGCACCACAAAGUCAGGGUAACAAGUUUCACAAUAAUCUUAAUUCCAGUGCUCAAAACUCAUCUCUUAAUCAUCAAGUAACACAUAUUAAUUAUGGAAAUACUCAAUCACCAUCUAUUUCUUCUAAUCAGAAUCAGAUUCCAGUAUCUGAAGGCCAAUCACUUUCCAAACCUGUUCAUCAAAGUAAUCCUCAAUCUGGAAACCAGAAUGACAAUUUAACAAUUUCUUCACAAGUUCAAAAGCCAGUGGCUGAGUCACAACAACAACACCAACAAAAUAUGGGCAAACCAUUACUUGCAUCACAAAAAUCUGAAAAAGAAUUCUCCGAAUCUGAAUCAACAGCCUUAAAGUCUAGCACUGAACCAUCUGGUUCAUUGGUUAAAGGUAAUGAUUCACAUUCUGUUGAAUCCAUUCAUAAUAGCAAUGAUUCCCAAAAACGCGUGAAUGACGAUAAGAGAAAUGAUCGUGUCAGCAAUGAACAAUUACAUAAAGUUUCUUCAAAAGAGCCAAUUGAAAGAAAGUCUAGUGGGUCAGGAUCUGAAAAGAAAGGCAGGGGUUACGGAAAUAACGGUGGUUUUGUUUAUAAUAGAGGUUGGGGGCCAAGAGAAUCUCGUGGACGACGUUCACAUCGUAGCUCUCGUUCUAAAAAUAGGGCUAGUGAAUCAGAUGGUUCGACUGAUGGAGCUCCAAAUGCGGAAAGAAAAGAACGUCGUAGGGCCCCUCGAAGCCCCCGUGGCCCUAAAAAACCAGAGAGAACGGAAGAUGUUAAUCAUUUAAUUGAUAAUAGUCAGCAUGCUACUGAUAGUUUAGAAAAUAGGGAGGUACCUUUUGCACCUAGGGGACAACCGUCUAGACGAGGUCGGGGUGGUUUUCAAGGUGCAGCUAGACCUCCAGCCCCUGCAAAACGAGUAACUGGCUAUGGACCGCCAAAUACAAAGAGCCCUUUCAGUCAAGCAAGUAGAGCUAAUAAAGAUAAUGAUGAUAAUAAGGAUAGUAUUCAAGACGACCGAGGAAGAGGUAAUAAACCACGUACUGGUUCGUCGACUGGAAGAGGACGUGAUCGUCGUCCCAAAGGAGCUGGUCCUCUAAGCGGCGAAGAUGAGAAUUGGGAGACGACAUCCGAACAUUCCGAAGGCGGCGGCGCUGGCGCUCGUCGUCGGUCUCUUGGUGGGAGGCAACCUAGCCAAUCCCAAAAAGGGCAAAGUGGGCGUCAUCAUAAUUCCGGCAACCGACAGAAUAACGGUCGCAACGCUCAAGCAGGGAAGAAAGAUGGUGAUGGGAAAAAUACAGAUCUAACAGAGGCUAUAAGAGAUCUUAAGAUAACUACUACUAAAAAGGAUGAUGAAGUAGUUGAUGACGGUUUUCAAGAAGUACGAAAUAAGAAGAAUUCUAAAGAUGCAAGGGGACCAACAAAAGACGAAAAUCAGCAUGUUUCUAAGCAGCCUAGAUCUCGUUCUAAUCAAGGCGGAGGUAGAAAUGGAUCUUCAACAAGAAACUCUAAUGACAAGGCAAAUAAUCGGGGAACAGCACCAGUUUCUGGAAAAACUAAUACACAAUAUGAUAGACCACGUCAAGCUAAUUUAGCUCCUCGCUUUGUGAAACAAAGGCAGAAACAACAAAUGGGAUUGAUGACUAGUUUUAGCCCAGAUACUGGCGCUGCACCCCCUCCGCCGCCUGUAAAUGCCUGGGAUAAACCAAUUUCACAGACGUUACGUGGUAAUGUUGAAGAGCCUGUAGAAGUAGUUGAUAAUAAGUCAAGUCAGUCAAGCCAGCGAAGUACUCCUGGAGACACUCCAGCUGAAGUAAAAACAACUACGGCCCCAUGCACAAUCCCAAUUGAAAAAACUGGAGUAUUGGAUGGGUCUACUCCUCCAGUAGAAACAAUUAUAUUCGAAAACACUAACUAUAAGACUGCUCCUCCAGCAGAAGCCUUAAAACAAAAGUAUCAACCAAGUGCAACCUCUGCCAAAACUCAAGGAGAAGAAGUGCCUGCGGAAAUUGACUCACGGUCAAUUACAUUUAAUGGAGAUGUAAGACCACGGCCAAGAUCCAUUCAAGAAAUAAUGGCUGAUAAUAGUAGGCCAGUAUCUGAUACUGAGGGGACACUGGGUCUGCCAAUGACUUUUGAUACAUCACAAAAAGCAGAGGAUUCUUCCGACAUGAAACUUGAUUUUGCAUUUGAUUCAGAUUUGGGCCAACUUACCGAAGAUAAAUCGACUAAGUCACUUGGAUUGCCACGCAGUACACAUAUGAGCACUUCAAAUACAAUCUCCCCUCUUGCUGCAGAUCUCAAUUUAAAAAUUGCUAGCGUCAAAAAAGUGUGGGAAAUGCCAGCAGUUGCCGAAGGUAGUGAAGAAUUGCAGUUUGCCGGAUUUGAAGAAACUAACACAGAAACCGGUGCCCCUCCAAAUGUAUGUAAAGUAAAGCCAACACAGCAAUUACAGUCGCCGCCCCCUCAACACUACAAUCAUAUGGGAUAUCAGGGUGGAUAUGGGGGCUUAUCAGUGUCAUCGCCUCCUGCUGUGUUAUUUAACUCAUCCCAACAGCUUCUAGGUUCAUCUCAACAGUUACCGCAACAGGGUGGUCUGUAUGGAGCAUUUUUAGAUCAAAGCCGAGGACAAUUUGGAGGUUUUCCUGGAACACCAUAUGGUGCUGGUUCAGCUGCCCCUUACAAUUAUCAGCCACCUCCUGAUAUGUUCCAGAGUCUCCCAAGUCAAUAUCGCAUGGCGGCUGCUGCAGGUGGCGGUGCUGCAUUUGGCCAAUCUGGACAGUUGGGCAAUAGUCCUAACACUGUCCUCAUCUCCAGCACUUCGAACUCUUUAAUGUCUGCUACUGUUAAACCUGCUUCACAGCAAAUAGGUGCAAUAGGUAGCAAAGGCGGCGGUGUCGGUGGGGUGGGAGGAGUAGGAGGAGUGAACACAUACCAGCAGCAGUUCCUUGGUUAUUCUGGACCUGUAGGGGAGGCUCCAUACUCUUUACCUGGACUGUUGCCUCGUCCCGCACCACCAGCCAGCUCGUAUUACUCGCCAUACCAGCCGCCGACUGCCCCAGCGCCGACCUAUCCUCUUCAGUUUACUCAGCCUGCGCAGUCUGGCAAUGCGUUCGGCUCACAGUUUCUCACUUCACAACUUCAAGUGGCUGCCGCCGUGCAGCAGAUGCAGCAGCAAUACAGGGCUCCGUUGCAGCAGCAGUACGCUCCGCCGCAGCCGCGCCCGCCGCCGCAGCCGCAGCUGAAGAGUCCGCUGCACGAGCAUGCGAAUGGGUUCGCGCCACUGUGCGAGGCCGCGUCGCCCACGCCCAAGGGUGCCAAGCCGCAAAAGCCCCCGCACUCGCCACCACAGCACAAGUACCACGCGCCGCCGCCUGCGCACACGCCGCACCAGCACCACCAGCACCACCAGCAGCAUCAGCACCAGCAGCACCAACAGCACCAACAGCACCAGCAACAUCAGCACCAGCAACAUCAGCAACAUCAGCAGCAGCAGAUGGUCGGCGGCGGGAACAACGGCCGGUGCGGUGGCGGCGGCGGCGGCAGUGGUGGCGGCGCGGUGUCGCGCGGCGGCGGGGGCGCGGCGCCGCGCUACCCGGCGCCCAUCCAGCGGCCGCACGCGCCCGUGCUGCCGCUGUACCGCGCGCCGCCCGCGCCCGCCCGCCCGCACCACGCGCCCCCGCGCAACAACCUCUACUACCACCAGCAGCGCAACGGCAGCGGCGCUAGUGGCGGUGAGGUGGGCGGGAGCGGUGAGCGCGCGGCGGACGGCGAGGCGCCAGCCGGCGAGCCGGCGGACGUGCCCGCGCCGCCCGACGCGCCCCCUCCCGCCGAGGUCAAGGCCGAGUGA
Messenger RNA from Parnassius mnemosyne (clouded apollo), 6369 nucleotides. NCBI's taxonomy places the organism in Eukaryota, Metazoa, Arthropoda, Insecta, Lepidoptera, Papilionidae. The record is from the annotation of a GenBank genome assembly.